Messenger RNA from Durusdinium trenchii, 3006 nucleotides. The record is from the annotation of a GenBank genome assembly. Lineage: Eukaryota; Dinophyceae; Suessiales; Symbiodiniaceae.
AUGGAACUUCCAGAGUGGCUCCGAAGCGAACCCAGCCCAGCCUUGGAGCCUGAGGAUGGCAGAUAUGUUCUUCCAGGAUCUUUUCAUCAUCCUCCCCAUGUGGAGGAGCUGCUAGUCAUGGUGCGAGCAGUCUGGCAGGCCAGAAGCAAAAUCUACUUUGAGGCCAACACGCGAUCGCUACAAGCAGGGCAUCCAGGAUGUAAUGCUCGUAAGGCAAAGGAUCACUUGCACACAACCAUCGAAGCCUACAGGCAAGCUUCAGCAGCAACCGAGCUAAGUCCAGCAGAGGCAGCUAUACGUGCGGUGUUGUCCUGGUACAAUCACACGGUGCGUUUGACCGUUUGCAAGGACUCAUGGCCAAGGCCGGAAUUAGCUGCUUUGGCUCGCGGAUGGGGCAGUGCUGUUCUCCCGCCUCCAACUCCGUGUGAGUACGUAGAGGAAUCACUCUGUUGGUGGAGCUUUGGCAAACACAACAAGCCCCAAGAAUGGUUGGGCCAUGGCUACUUUUGGCGUCCCGUUCCGGCUGAAGCUUGUGCAGAGCCGCAUUGGUGUCUUGAGAAUGCCGCUGGAAAUGCGCUGCAAGACUUCGAUCUUUUGGAGGAGGGCUUUCAGCGCUUGUGCAAUGCCCGUGUCCUCGCGGCUGACCGGGAUCUCUUGCGGCGCGACUUUCCGCUGGGAGGCAUGUCCAAUGAGCAGAUCGAUGCCUGGCUCAUUGAGGAGGCAGCCUGGUUGUCAGAAGGUCAAGUCCAACGCAUCAAGGAGGGCGACCAUCAGCAGUUGCUGGAUGGCGCCGAUACCAUCGAUGGUGAAAAGACCAGGGCCGCACUGCGAAUGCGGAGCGGUGGUCGUGCUGCGACGUUUCUAGUGUCAAACCAGUACAGUAUCGAUGAAGAUGGAAACUUCCAGGCCUUCAUGUUAGAUGUGAAGGGUUUGGGCACUCACAAAAGAGCAGCUAUCUCCGAAAAGGUCACGGGCCUGUUGGGGCUCGCAGAUGCUUUGAGGGAGCUGUGCUUUCAGCGCCUCAUCCAGCGACUCUUCGAUUUGGAGGGCGGGGAGGCGAUGGGGACAGUGCCAUAUUAUGCGAUCAUUGAUACAGGCUUGACCUACAGUGGAAUCAACCCUGCAACUGGAUGGACUGGUGAGCGCUGUGUGCUUCUAGUGAGACAGAGACAAUCUCGUCUCUUUGACUCCUAUGAUGGCAUGAACUUCUCUGGCGUUUGCCCAGAUCCAGUUCAUGCAAAUGGUCCUGGCAGACGGAUGCGGCAAAUGCUUCACAGUUGGGGAGUCUCUGCAGAAUUUGAGCCACGAGCACUCUGGCAUGAGGACGUGGAGACGAUGCUUGAGGAUCAAACGGGAAUUUGGAAUCUUCAAGUGGAUGCAACUUGUACACACUUCAUGGACUUCUCCGAUUAUUAUGUACUGCCUGAAUCACCCUUGCCGGCAGCCUGGUGUAUGUCCGAGGAUGCCCUUCGGCGUGCAUUCACUCUGGAGCGAACACCGACAGUGGAACGGGCACUGGCUAUGCCGACAUUGUCAGCUCGUUUGUGGGGUCAUGAAGAUAAGGAAAAGGCACGUGAAGCCUACGACACGCUGAGAAAGCAGCUAUCGCAGGAGAAGGAGCUUCGGGAUGCAGCUUCAGUGGUGGAAGAAGGCUUGAUCCAGCCCAUGAAGCCCAAGUACUGUAUGUGCUGGUUCAUGGAGCUCGAUGACAGUCCAAUGAGCCGCUGGUGCCUGGAGACAGCUCGAGAGGUGACCACCGGGAAGUGUUUCACAGACAUCUUGGCGACCGUGGAAGCUCGUUUUCUGGCCAAGCUCCACCAUCGGCGCUUCGAGCGGAUGAAAGCCGCACAUCCCUGGGAACGAGCUGCGCAGAUGACCGAUGUGGUUGUAAGCAGCGGACUUGCAUUUGGCAUUGGCAUCUACUCUGGCAUAGUGGAGGUGCUUGAGUUUUCUGCUUGCAACAAGGCUGUUCGCCGCCCAAUGAGGGAGGUGUUGCCCCUGCUUCGAUCUGUAUAUCCUGGGCAUGUGUACGUGCACGGCGGUUACGACGGCCAGCGCCGUUUGAAGUCUAUUGAGCGCUUGGCUCCAAACGGAGAUCACUGGGAAGCUCUUCCACCGAUGUCCGAUCGACGGGCAGUUGUGGCUGCAGAUGUGGAGCUCUUUGUUUGUGGAGGCUGGGAUGGCGAACGCCGCCUCAGCCAGGUCGAGCGCUACAACAUUACUGCAGGCUGCUGGGAGCAGCUGCCACCCAUGCUGGAAAGGCGUAGCCAUCCAGCGGUGGCCACGUUGCGAGGACGCCUCUAUGUUUGUGGCGGCUUCGAUGGCGCAGAAAGUUUGAGCUCGGUGGAGUGCUUCGAUCCGGUGUCUGGGAAAUGGUCUUGCCUGCCUCGCAUGCGAGAGCGUCGAAGACGUGCAAUCGCUGUGGUCAUGGCUGGAAAACUCUACGUUUGUGGAGGUUUCGAUGGAGCUGGGCAGUUGAACUUGGCAGAGAGAUAUGACCCGGAGGAUGGGAAGUCAUGGAAUCUCUUGCCACCACACCUUCUGCGCCGAGUUGUAAGUGCCGCUGCGGUGAUCGAAGGGAAGCUCUAUGUCUUCGGCAGCGAGGAUGAUGCGCAGGUGGUGAGCUCUGGGGAGCGCUUUGAUCCCAAAGUGGAUGCCUGGGAGGCGUUGCCUCCCAUGCUCUCCAGGCGUGUGGGUGCAGCGGCUGCCGCUGUAGCUGGUUGCUUUUAUGUUUGCGGUGGUUGGGACGGACGCCAGCGCCUUGCGUCCGCUGAGCGUUUCAACCCGAGCAGUGGGGUCUGGGAAGCACUUCCGCCCAUGAACGAACGCCGUGACCGCGCGGCCGUGGCCACCAUCGCAGAUCGGCUUUAUGUCUGUGGGGGCUUCAAUGGUGAUUCUGAUCUCAGGAGUGCGGAGUGUUUUGAUCCCGCUUCUGGGGCCUGGCUCACCCUGCCUCCUAUGCAAGAGAGGCGAUCCAGUGCUGUUGCCGUCGCAGCGCUUGCAUAG